ACGCACUAAACAUUCCCAUAACUUUUACUGCCCUAGGUUCAGUCAAACAGAACUCAACCAGUCCUGUGGUCAUCCCACACGACCUGGGUUUUACCGUGUGUUAUGGUAAGAAAUGGCAACAUCUUCUACAGAACUAAGUGUACCUUGGAGGCCAGUGACAUGGAGAGAAAGUGCUGAGAUAUACAAUCACUUGCAUUUUUUUACACCAAGUUUGGAAGUCCUCAGAAUUUUGCUGCAUGGACCAACUGGAGCAGGGAAGUCAUGCUUCAUCAAUUCUGUCCAGAGGAUCCUCUUAGGCCGUAAUGCCAUUGGUGCUCUGGAACAAACAGCACGAACUGGAGCAAGCUUUACCCGUAUGAUCAAAACUCACAGACUGAAGAGGUCUGGAGGAGGACGCUAUCCUUUUGUUUUCUGCGACAUCAUGGGCCUUGAGCCAGAAGAUGCAGGAGGAAUACAAACUGAGGACAUCAUCAGUGUUUUGGAGGGACGUAUUUCAGAUGGCUACACUUUUAAUCCUCUGUCACCGAUAACUGCAGACAGCCCAAAGUACAACAGAUACCCACAUCCAUGUCAUAAAGUCCACUGUCUGGUGAGCAUUCUUCCUGCAGACUCCAUCGCAAGAAUGAGUGACAAGGUGAUUGACAAAAUGAAGACAAUUCGACAGAAAGCUGCCCAAAUGGGUAUGCCACAAGUCGUUAUCAUGACGAAAGUGGAUGAAGCUUGUGAGCUGGUCAAUCGAGACCUGAGAAAAGUUUAUCAGAGUAAAAAGAUAAAAGAGAAGGUACAGGAGUGCAGUAACAAACUGGGCAUCCCCUUGAACUGCAUCUACCCUGUGAAGAACUAUCAUGCAGAGAUCACCCAAGAUGCUGAUGUUGAUGUUCUCAUCCUUAUGGCGCUGAGGGACAUUCUCAACUUCGCCAAUGACUAUGUGGAAGAUCUGUAUGAGUAGAGUUCCCUUUUCUGGCUUACUCAUAACUUAGAACACAAAGAGCCAUAAAACAGUGUAACUGUGAUGUUAAUAGCAAACAGUGAGAUGGUAGCAUGUUUGCUCAUUCAUAAACAAGGAUUAUCGAUAUGUUUUACUGCUUGUCCAGUGUGAGAUGUGGCAGAUUUUUUAUUUUUUUUACAUGUGUCAGUAGCGAUUCAUAAUAUGACACAAUCACACAAAAAAUAAUGCCUAAACUGCUCUGGUAAUCUUUCGAAGUAAAAGAUACUUUUAAUGUAAGUCAAUGGAAACAGACUUUUUUCCAAAUAAUU
Molecule: messenger RNA, 1257 nt
Organism: Colossoma macropomum (tambaqui)
Lineage: Eukaryota; Metazoa; Chordata; Actinopteri; Characiformes; Serrasalmidae
Product: interferon-induced protein 44-like
Exons: 8
Coding region: 113-949 (278 amino acids)
Source: RefSeq, a predicted model, not a curated record